Molecule: messenger RNA, 954 nt
Organism: Nestor notabilis (Kea)
Lineage: Eukaryota; Metazoa; Chordata; Aves; Psittaciformes; Psittacidae
Product: putative olfactory receptor 51H1
Biological process (GO): G protein-coupled receptor signaling pathway
Cellular component (GO): membrane
Molecular function (GO): G protein-coupled receptor activity; olfactory receptor activity
Source: RefSeq, a predicted model, not a curated record
AUGUCAUCUUCCAAUGGGACUGGGCCCAGUCCCCUGACCUUCAUCCUCACCGGCAUUCCCGGUCUGCCAGUGAGCAGCUAUUGGAUGGCAUUGCCUCUCUGCUGCCUGUACCUCCUCAUGCUCCUGGGGAACUGCACCUUGCUCUGGAUGAUAAAGACAGACCACAGCCUCCAUACACCCAUGUACUACCUGCUCUCCAUGCUGUCCAUGGCAGACCUGGGCUUGUCUCUCUCCACCCUGCCCACCAUGCUGGCCAUUUUCUGGUCUGAGUCCACCUCCCUCUGUUUCAAGACAUGUGUUGUGCAGAUGUACUUCAUCCACUGCUUCUCUGCCAUCGAGUCGGGGGUCCUGGUGGCCAUGGCUUUUGACCGCUUUGUGGUUAUUUGCUACCCUUUGCUCUACGCCUCUGUCCUGACAAGCUCCCUGAUAGUGAAGACGGGGGUGAUCUUCAUGCGGGGCAUCUGCGUGGUGCUCCCUGUUGCUGUCCUGAUUCAGAAGAUGCCUUUCUGCAGGUCCCGUGUCCUGUCUCACUCCUUCUGCCUGCACCAGGACAUGCUGAGGCUGGUGUGUGGGGAUGUCCGGGUCAACAGCUUGUAUGGGCUGACUGCGGUGAUACUGACCAAGGGCCUGGACUCCCUGACCAUCCUCCUGUCUUAUGUGAUGAUCCUCAGGGCUAUCCUGAGCAUUGUCUCCCGGGAAGCACGAGCCAAAGCCUUUAGCGCGUGCAUCUCCCACCUCCGUGCUGUCCUAAUCUUCUACAUCCCGCUCAUUGGCUUGUCCAUCAACCACAGGUUUGGGAAGCACCUUCCCCACCUCAUUCACACCCUCCUGGCUGAUGCUUAUCUCCUGGUGUCUCCUGUCCUGAACCCACUCAUCUACAGCUGGAAAACCAAGCAGAUCUGCAGGAGGAUCUUUGUCCUGCUCUGCCGGAGAGGGACCCAGCAGCGGAUCUAG